GACGGAAUAUUCCAAUCGCUCAUGUCGAAUCUAAGGUGAUAGUCGGACAAGUAAUUGACAAGAGUCAUAUCGUUUCCUCAGUCCGGCGUUGCAUCCAAGCUUACUCUUCCUCUAUCCGGCGCAGACUCCGCAUGUAAGUCUGUGCGCAGGCCUGUGGCGGCGAUCGAAUCAAUACGCAACGCGAAUGUCAUGGUGGACGCGGCGAUGGUUCAUGUGUAUUGGUGGCCGGAAACUCAUAGUAUGAUGAGGAUCAGAUUUGGUUAUCUUGAAGCCUAUGUACGGGUCUAGAAGGCGCAGAAUGAUACGCAUAGGCUAUCAGCAUAAGGUGAGGCUUGAACCGUUUGGUGAGUGUGCUCGCACCCCAUAAUCGGCUGCCCAGACUACACCAAAUGAAUUUCCCUUCGUGCUUCCUCCUCUUCUCACUCCUUUACUGCCCCACCUCCUUCAAUACCUACAUAGAAACACAUGACCCGCCCAACUUCCCUACCUUGCGAAGGGUUGUUGAAUUUCAUUUUUUUGGGAGGGAGAUAUCAAUGCCUUCGGGGAAGGAAGAAAGUCUUGUUCUGUGGAUGACGUCGCUGGAGUUCGUGGAAGGUGUGGAGGUUAGGGAGAGUAUUGAGAGGAUUGUAGUGGAGGAGGGGCGGGGCAUGAGUACUUGAGUGUACGAAGGGUAUGCAGCGGGAGGCUGGGUUGUUCGCAAGGGAGUAUUGGAGUGGUGCGAAGUUAUGAGGGUAUUGUUUUCUUUUGGGGGGGAGGCCCGAAUCAAAGACUCGGAGUUCUAGCUAUUGCAUUGUGUGAAGCAUUUAUGAUAUGACAUGAGAUGCAGGUCUAUGUUGAAAGUGAUAAGGCAAGAAAUUCAUCAAAAUGCUAAUCGAGACCGUACAUUGGUGUUGUUC
Suillus subaureus is the source of this 896-nucleotide messenger RNA. RefSeq lists its product as uncharacterized. The record is from RefSeq and is a predicted model, not a curated record. NCBI's taxonomy places the organism in Eukaryota, Fungi, Basidiomycota, Agaricomycetes, Boletales, Suillaceae. The coding region runs from base 390 to 659 and encodes 89 amino acids. The transcript is spliced from 3 exons.